Equus quagga is the source of this 1162-nucleotide messenger RNA. RefSeq names its product inhibin subunit beta E (gene INHBE). Gene Ontology annotation, cellular component: extracellular region. Gene Ontology annotation, molecular function: growth factor activity; hormone activity; cytokine activity. Gene Ontology annotation, biological process: SMAD protein signal transduction; BMP signaling pathway. The transcript is spliced from 2 exons. The record is from RefSeq and is a predicted model, not a curated record. NCBI's taxonomy places the organism in Eukaryota, Metazoa, Chordata, Mammalia, Perissodactyla, Equidae. Bases 1 to 1056 code for a protein of 351 amino acids.
AUGGGGCUCCCUGAUGUCCAGCUCCAGCUGGUGCUGCUGUGGGCAUCGGUGUGGGCACAGGGGGCAGGGUCUGUGUGUCCCUCCUGUGGGGGCCCCACACUAGCACCUCAAGCAGAACGAGCCCUGGUCCUGGAGCUAGCCAAGCAGCAAAUCCUGGAAGGGCUGCACCUGACCAGUCGUCCCAGAAUAACUCAUCCUCCAUCCCAGGCGGCGCUGACCAGAGCCCUCCGGAGACUACAGCCAGGAAGUGCGACUCCAGCGAAUGGGGAGGAGGUCAUCAGCUUUGCUACCAUCACAGACUCCUCCACUUCCACCUGCAGCUCCGUGCUCACUUUUCACCUGUCCGCUCCUCGGACCCACCACCUGGAGCAUGCUCGCCUCUGGCUGCACGCGCUCCCCACCCUUCCUGGCGCUCUUUACCUGAGGAUCUUCCAAUGCGGGCCCAGGAGGAGGCGCCGAGGGUCCCGCGCCCUCCUAGCUGAGCACCAAAUGAAAACCCCGGGCUGGCACGCCCUGACUCUGCCCUCUAGUGGCUUGAGGGGUGAGGAGUCUGGUGUCCUGAAACUCCAACUAGACUGCAGACCCCUAGAAGACAACAGCACAGCUGCCCGACAGCCUUGCCGGCUCUUGGACAUGGUGGGAGACCGGCGGCCCUUCCUGGAGCUUAAGAUCCGGCCCAGUGAGCCUGGAGCAGGCCGGGCCAGGAGGAGGACCCCCACCUGUGAGCCUGAGACCCCCUUAUGUUGCAGGCGAGACCAUUAUGUAGACUUUCAGGAGCUGGGAUGGCGGGACUGGAUCCUGCAGCCCGAGGGGUACCAGCUGAAUUACUGCAGUGGCCAGUGCCCCCCACACCUGGCUGGCAGCCCGGGCAUUGCUGCCUCCUUCCAUUCUGCUGUCUUCAGCCUCCUCAAGGCCAACAACCCUUGGCCCUUGGCUAACUCCUGCUGCGUCCCUACUGCCCGAAGACCUCUCUCUCUCCUCUAUCUCGACCGUGAUGGCAAUGUGGUCAAGACAGAUGUGCCAGACAUGGUGGUGGAGGCCUGUGGCUGUAGCUAGCAAGAGGACCUGGGGGUUUGGAGCAAAGAGAUCACGUCAGGGGUUCCCAGGCAAAGGGCAUCUGUGGCUGGAGGCAUCAGAUUUCUGAUCCACAGCCCCACCCAAU